Molecule: messenger RNA, 2100 nt
Organism: Girardinichthys multiradiatus
Lineage: Eukaryota; Metazoa; Chordata; Actinopteri; Cyprinodontiformes; Goodeidae
Product: recoverin-like
Exons: 3
Coding region: 96-707 (203 amino acids)
Molecular function (GO): calcium ion binding
Source: RefSeq, a predicted model, not a curated record
AGAGAAACUCCUCUGAGCCUCCACUCUGCACAAGUUUAAACCUCAAACGCAGGAAAGCAGGAAGAAGGGCAAAGGUUUACACCUUUUUGAGCAGGAUGGGGAACACGAAGAGCAGUGCUUUGUCAAAGGAGCUCCUAGAGGAACUGAAGUCCAACACCAAAUACACCGAAGCUGAGCUCUGUACAUGGUACCAGUCCUUCCUGAAAGAGUGUCCCAGCGGGAAGAUCACCAAGGAGCAGUUUGAAGGCAUCUAUGCCAGCUUCUUCCCGGGCGCGGACCCAACAGCAUAUGCACGGCAUGUCUUCAGGAGUUUUGACACAAAUGCAGACGGCACCUUGGACUUCAAGGAGUACAUUGUUGCUCUGCACCUCACCUCUGGAGGAAAGACUCUGCAGAAGCUGGAGUGGGCCUUUGCCUUGUAUGACGUGGACGGCAAUGGAACCAUCAGCAAAAAUGAAAUCCAAGAGAUCGUCAGGUCAAUAUUCAACAUGAUCCCUGCAGAGGACCAGAAGAAACUCCCUGACGAUGAAAAUACUCCUGAGAAGAGGGCUGAAAAGAUCUGGGCGUUUUUUGGAAAGAAGGAAAACGAUAAAAUCACGGAGGGAGAAUUCAUUCAGGGCGUGAUGGACAACAAGGACAUCCUGCGCUUGAUACAAUAUGAUGAACCUCAGAGAAUCAAAGAUAAGCUGAAAGAAAAGAAGCAAUGAUUCAGGAGAUUAAAUUGCAUCUUCUUGUGAUUUAAGACUGUUAAUAACCAUAAUUUUUUGUUUACCUCUUUCAUUUGUCUGUUUGAGCUACGUCUCUUCUUUUGUGAAGGCUGUUUUGGUUUACAGCUGAACCAAUGAAUGAUUAUAUCAGAUAGUAAAAAAGACAAAGAUCUGAAAAUGUGUUUUGAACUAAGACUGCAGCUGUGCAGCUUAGAUGCUUCACUUCAGGUUAGCUAAUUGGUAAUUAAUGUGGGGCAACCUUUAAAUCCUGGUAAUGUAGGAGUUUUUUUAUAGGAGCUUGUAAAAACUUUGUAGUUUAUGAUGUCAUUAAAAGUGAUUACCUGUGUAUCUUGACAUCUUAACCAAUUUUAACGUUUGUCUGCCAGCUAUAAUCUCACCAAUCAAUUACUCUUACUGAUUGGACAGCUGGGUGUUUUUUCACACUUUGGUUCAUUCAUUAGCCUAAUUGAGAAAAAGUCAGAACAAGAGCUCCUUAUGUGUGGAAUUAGGCUCAGGUUAACAGUCCGCCUGUAUCAACCAAUCCUAUUAAAAGCUGAAGGUCAGUUGAGACACUUGCGUAUUAGCGUAUGUGCUGCUGAGUCCAGUCAGGAUAAGAGAGGCUUGACACAGGGGAACAAAACAUUGUUUGAUUAUAUAUAUUUUUAUUUAUUUCAGACAGCACAAUUAAUUUAUAUUCGCCUGAUUUAUUUUGUUUUUGCAAUUUAACUGAUACAAGUAAAACCAACUGAAGAAAUUAGAAGAAAUACAUAAUAUUUGCAGCAACAAUUGCAAUGUAUGGUCUAAAAACAUUCGCCAUUCAGAGACAGAAAUAAUAAACGACGGUAUAUUAAAAAUGAAUUACUGCUGUUUUUUCAGACAUUUGGAGCGUUCAAGAGUUUUGCUAUUUUAGCCCAGCUGAACUUAGAACCCUUGAGGAUAUUUUAAUUUGAACAAAUACAACUUUGUCAGGCUCCGCCUCCUCCGUCUCUGCUGUGCUCUAGCUCCACUAGUUACCAUGGCAAGUAUAAAAGUGUUUUUAUUUUAAGUGGCUCUGAUUGGUUGUUUUGAAUCAGACAAAGGGAAUUUUGGGAAUGUGUUUUUAGGAAAUAAAACUUGUAUUCGAUACAGAAAAAUGAGGUGUUUCUUUGGUGGUGUCAAGAGUCAAGAGAAGCAGUAAAGUGGGAAGAGUUGUAGUAUUUUGCAGUCAUAUAACUAAACAUUAUAAUACAUUAAAGUUAUUUUUUAGAUCAGAACAUCCUGUUUCAGUCUAAUUUCUUAUGUCUAGGUAUAUAUGUGUCACCGUUUCACAUUUUAGUUGUGAUUUAUUUGUUAUUAUUUAUAAAAUAACUAACUUGUUGGUUCUUCUUUUUGAAAAUAAACUCUCAAGCUCUCA